Molecule: messenger RNA, 1964 nt
Organism: Trifolium pratense (red clover)
Lineage: Eukaryota; Viridiplantae; Streptophyta; Magnoliopsida; Fabales; Fabaceae
Product: zinc finger HIT domain-containing protein 2
Exons: 6
Coding region: 479-1705 (408 amino acids)
Source: RefSeq, a predicted model, not a curated record
AUCUUCAAGAGUAGCGAAUAAAAUGUUCAAACACCUUCAACCUCUACAACAAUAUUUGCUCUUCACUUGAAUUUGUCGUAUAAAACAAGCGAAUACCAUCUUGUUGAUUGCACCUAGGAAGGAGUAGAUAUAAGAAUCAAGAAUUAGGGUUUCAUUUUUUGUUCUACUUUGUUCACUAAAAUUACUAAGAAUAAUGAGAAGCCCCCAGCAGAAGUUCAAAUGGACUUGAUUAUUUACUUUGAGAAAUCACAUGCCACUGCAAAGCUUCAGACUCCUGGGAGUAGAAGAAAGAGUAGUUGAAAGCUGAUUGCUCAUUGGAGACUCUGAUCAGUCAUCACAACUCAGCAAAGGCCUUUGUGUAAUAGGGUUCUGUGUCAAUCCCAAUACCUUGGACUGGAACUGAAAUAUUGACUUCUCAAGGAGAAGAUUUUAGUUGGUAAUCAACGGAAAGUAACUUGUUGGCACCGGUGUUUGAAUAAUGGCAGAUACUAUAGUUACAUCUGAUCAAUCUUCUACUUCCUCCCAGAACUCUGCCCGAAUAAUCUGUCAUGUAUGUCAGAAGCAGUUCUCCCAAUACACAUGUCCUCGAUGCAAUUCACGAUACUGCUCCCUCCCAUGUUAUAAAUCUCAUAGUCUUCGUUGUACUGAAUCCUUCAUGAAAGAAAAUGUAGUUCAAGAACUCCAGCAAAUGCAACCUAAUGAACAAACCAAACAUAAAAUGUUGGACAUACUGAAAAGAUUUCAUUCAGAAGAGGAAAUGGACAACAUGGAUGAGGAUUCUUUUGAAGAUUCAACUUUGUCUGAGGAAACAAUGGAAAAAAUAUUGUCAGGACAAGAAAUCAAUUUGGAUGAUUUAUCACUUGAAGAGAAGAAACAAUUUCAAAGAGCUAUUGCUUCUGGGGAAUUGAGCAAGAUGAUCACACCAUGGGAUCCAUGGUGGUCAAAGCUUUCUGCCAAAGAAAUUCGUCUUAGUAAGGAAGGAACGCAACUUGUUCAACCUCUUUCAGAGCAGGAAUCUGUAAUUGUAAAUGAAACUGAAAUUAAUGAAUCAAGCGAAAUUCCUCUCGGUCCUGAGGUUCCUCUACCUCCUCUUAGUAGCCUUAGUUCCAAAGAGCCAUCACCUCUUUUAACUGUUCACUUAGUUGAUAUUUUAUACAGCUACUGCUUCACUCUUCGCCUUUACAACGGAGAUUGGAGGUCAGAUCCUAUAGGGUCAGUCAUGGUUGUGUUGAGCGUGUCCUCAGUUUUGGGUCAAGGUGGGCAGCCAGAGACUGUACUGGAAGCCCUCACUCAUUGCUUGGAGCAGGUAUGCUCUCCAGCUUACAGAAACAUGGGUGGGCUGCAAUUCGGUUUAGGUGUCAUUGAUGAUGUGAUCAGUCUACUUUCAUUGGGAAGUCCUGCUAUGGUGUGCGCUCUUUGCGACAUGCGUCGGUUGAUUCAAGAAGGAGAAAAGGAGGCCAAAUCAGAAAAGCCAAGAAAGUCGAGAAGGAAUGAGAUUAGAAGUAGUAUUAAGCAGGCAGAAAGGAAGAUAUAUUUCAUCAUGUGUUGGGUUCAUGAGCAGCCAGAGGAAGCUUGGUCUUCUUUAGCAGCCAUUGUAAUGGCAGAAAAGACAUCAGCCAUGGAAUUUCAGGGGAGUAAUAAGGCUAAAAUAUUGAACAAAAAAGCGGAAACCAGAGGAAAAUGUUUAAUUGAGGAGAUUGAAUGAUUUAUGGAUAUUGCUGUUCCCUUACUGUUAACCACAUUAGAGGGUAUGGAGACUUGAAAUGGUUGUUCUCAACCCAGUUAUGUACUAUAUACUUUUAGAUAUACAAAUUUGCAUUUUUAUUUGGUCUAUCAUUAAACUUCUUUAUAUUGAUGAUCUAGUUAGGACAUUCAAUCAUCAAAACAUAAUCAUUCACUAGGCAUAUAGAUAUUGAUUGGUGUUGUAGCUAAAUAAUUUGACUACAUGAAUUACUUUUGUUACA